This is a messenger RNA of Acipenser ruthenus (sterlet), 5438 nucleotides long. RefSeq names its product serine/threonine-protein kinase N1. Bases 759 to 3632 code for a protein of 957 amino acids. Gene Ontology annotation, molecular function: protein serine/threonine kinase activity; small GTPase binding; ATP binding. NCBI's taxonomy places the organism in Eukaryota, Metazoa, Chordata, Actinopteri, Acipenseriformes, Acipenseridae. The record is from RefSeq and is a predicted model, not a curated record. The transcript has 22 exons. Gene Ontology annotation, biological process: signal transduction; protein phosphorylation.
CGGGCGCGUUCCCGUGUCCUUUCUCUCCCUUGCUCGCUCGCUCGCUCCAGCGGCAUCAGUAUCAGCCUCUCAGUCUGCUUGCAAACCAACUGGCCGAAAACAAAACAGAAACAGCAGCGAGAGGGAGGGAGAGGGAGAUAGAGAGAGAAAGAAUAAACUACAUCGGGACUUGUCACAACAGCUGCCUGUUUUAAAAACACCUAUUGAUCUUACCCGACUACCGGGAUACUGAUAAACAGAUCUUACUGAACGCGGAGUGGCGAUGGCUCGUUGGUGCACGGAAUAAGUCGGGUUUUUUUUGUUUGUUUUUUUACAUUUUGUUUUGUUUUGACAAAAGGGAGGUGUUGCAGCAACUGGGAGCGAAUUUUUUUUAUAGUGUGCCCGAAUAUAUUCGCUGCGGACCGAUAAACCAGACCAAACCGCAGCGGUAACAGAAUUAAUAUUGCACCAACGCUACGCCUGAUAUUGAUUUUAGUUGAAAAUAACAAUAAUAUCACGGGAACUGCCACUCUUGUCAAAUAAGUACUGCACGUUGGGUGAAGGCAAUUUCACGUUUGCCAAUGAUAGACUGGGAGGAAGCGGUGUAUCAGUAAGCUAACCCCGCUUCUCUCGUCUCUAUCUCCCGUCAUGAAGGAUUCGUUUACUCGUAGAUCGGAAUAAAACACCGCUUUAAGAAGACGAUUUGGGGGGGAAACCAAGGCGGUCUUCAAAGCAUAACAACAUACACUUUGUUCGUGGUUUCUGAUAAGAAGAGAAGAAUGGCUAAUGAUUCAUUGCAAAGUGAACCGGGCAGCCUGUCAGUCCUGGAGCAGCUGGGUCUGGACCAGAGCUCGGACUUCUCGGACACGAGCGUGCAGCAGCGCCUGGACGAGGAGAAGGAGCGCAUCCGCAGGGAGAUCCGCAAGGAGCUGAAGAUCAAGGAGGGAGCGGAGAACCUGCGGAGAGCCACCACCGACAAGAAGAACCUGCAGAACGUGGACAACAUGCUGAAGGACUCCAAUCGCAAGCUGGAGGAGCUGCACUGCCAGCUGCAGGAGCUCGACGCUCACAUCGUGGUGAAGGACCCCGACGACCUACGAGGCGCGCCCCAGUCUCCCGGCACACUGAGCCGAUCCACAGCCAACAAGAACCGGAUCUCAGCCCUGGAGAAGCAGCUGAACAUCGAAGUCAAAGUGAAGCAGGGCGCAGAGAACAUGAUCCACAUGUACUCCAAUGGGUCCACCAAGGAUCGCAAGCUGCUCCAGACGGCUCAACAGAUGCUGCAGGACAGCAAGACCAAGAUUGACAUCAUUCGCAUGCAGGUGCGCAAGGCCGUGCAGGCAGACGAGGUGCAGCUGGACUUCGAGGAUGGGACGGGGAAGCUGGACCUCAGUGUGCUGGAGCUGCGAAUCGAGGAGCUGCGGCAUCACUACCGAGUGGAGCACGCUGUAUCCGAGGGGGCCAAGAACGUGCUGAGACUGCUGGGCUCGAGCAAGACACAUGACAAGAAGGCCAUGUCUGAGGCCCAGGAGAAGCUGUACGAGUCGAGUCAGAAGCUGGACCUGCUGAAGGACUCUCUGGAGCAGCGUCUGAACGAGCUGCCCGAGGAUCACCCCAAGGGCUGCCUCAUCAAAGAAGAGCUGGUCAUGGCCUCCUCGCCAGCCUUCAGCUCCCGCCACAGCGCCUCCUACCUGCACAACCAGUACAACACGCUGAGCAAGCCCUCCCCGCUCACAGGCACACUGGAGGUGCGUCUGAUGGGCUGCAGCGGUCUCCUGGAGGUGGUCCCUGGCAGGACGCGGGGCUCGACAGUGACCCUGCCCUGCUACACCCCCGCGGAGGGUCGCCCCUCGUUCAUGGGGCGCAGCGGCAAGGCGCUGUACAGCCGGAGCGGCAGCCUGGGCAGCAGGAGCCCACUCAAAGCAGAGGAGCUCUCCAGUGAGGUGAGUGCUGUGCUGAAGCUGGAGAACACACUGGUGGGACAGACGGCAUGGAAACCAAUCGGACAGCAAGCCUGGGACCACAGCUUCACUGUGGAGCUGGAGAGGUCCCGAGAGCUGGAGAUCUCAGUGUACUGGAAAGACUACCGCUCGCUGUGUGCCUUAAAGUACCUCAAACUAGAAGACUUCCUGGACAAUCAGAGACACGAGAUCCACCUAGAUCUGGAGCCCCAAGGAGUGCUGCUGGCAGAGGUGACCUUCUUCAAUCCCGUUAUAGAAAGAAUACCAAAACUUCAGAGGCAGAAAAAGAUUUUCUCGAAGCAGCAAGGUAAAGCCUUCCUUCGCGCUCGGCAGUUGAACAUUGACAUUGCCACCUGGAUGCGCUUGCUGAGACGGGCCAUACCCACUGCCAACUCUACAGGCACUUACAGCCCCUCGACGCAAAUGACACCUGGCACAGCUGGCGAGAGGUCUGAAAACACCACUGGUGAUAUUUCUGUAGAGAAGCUGAACCUGGACACUGACCUGUUGCCACGGAAACGGACGUCGGAGUCCCGGAAUUCCCGUGAUGAAGCCGACACUCCGGAACCAUCUCCGCAGGGCGAGGGUGUGGCUGUGAUCGAACCCUUCUCCCCUCCUGAGCUCUUCCCUGCCAGAGCCAGUAAAGACCCCUCGGAGCACUCCCUGCAGAGCAAGCACAGGAAAGCCCUGCUGUCCCUGCAGGACUUCAGAUUAAUCGCCGUGCUGGGGAGAGGACACUUUGGAAAGGUGUUGUUAUCGGAAUACCGUAAAACCGGGAAUCUGUACGCCAUCAAAGCACUGAAGAAGGGCGACAUCGUGGCACGGGAUGAAGUAGAGAGUCUGAUGUGUGAGAAGCGAAUCUUCGAGACGGUCAACAGCUCCUCGCACCCCUUCCUGGUGAACCUGCUGGCCUGUUUCCAGACCCCUGAGCACGUCUGCUUUGUCAUGGAAUACACGGCUGGGGGGGACCUCAUGAUGCACAUCCACGCCGACGUCUUCACAGAGCCCCGCGCCGUGUUCUACUCUGCCUGUGUGGUGCUGGGGCUGCAGUUUCUUCAUGACCAGAAGAUUGUCUACAGGGAUCUCAAGCUGGAUAACCUGCUGCUCGACAAAGAUGGAUAUGUGAAAAUAGCCGACUUCGGACUCUGCAAAGAAGGAAUGGGAUACGGAGACCGGACAAGCACGUUCUGUGGGACCCCUGAGUUCCUCGCCCCUGAAGUACUGACUGACACCUCGUACACCCGCGCUGUGGACUGGUGGGGACUGGGAGUGCUGGUUUAUGAGAUGCUGGUGGGAGAGUCUCCGUUCCCUGGUGAUGAUGAGGAGGAGGUGUUUGACAGCAUUGUGAAUGAUGAAGUGCGCUAUCCUCGCUUCCUCUCUACCGAGGCCAUUGGGAUCAUGAGACGGCUGCUCAGAAGAAACCCUGAGCGGCGAUUAGGCUCCGGCGAACGAGACGCAGAAGAUGUGAAGAAGCAGCCCUUCUUCAGGACCGUCGACUGGGACGAUCUGCUGAGUAAGAAGAUGAAGCCCCCCUUCAUUCCCUCCAUCAAGGGCCAGGAGGACGUCAGCAAUUUCGACGAGGAGUUCACAGCUGAGGUGCCGACGCUGACGCCCCCAAGAGAGCCGCGAGUCCUGACCAGAAAGGAACAGGACUGUUUCAGGGACUUUGACUACGUCUCGGACAUGUGUUAGCGCUUUGGGAUUGGGCAGGAGGAGAGAGAGAGAGACUCACGCUUGUAAAUCAAUUCAAAGUCAUCACCCUUGAACCCUUAAACUCCAAAAGGCUGGGUUUCUUUGUAGCAUGCCCGUCCAGGGACCAAUGUGAAGCGAGGAUUUUACUCCCCGAACCUUUCUCAAGUUUUUUUUUUUUUUUAAAGACAAACUUAUUUUAUUUAGUUGUUUUAUGUCUCUGCCCACUUCAAAACUCUUCACGUACAAUACCUGGAUCCAACAAUAGCUAAACUGAAGCACAGGACUCUCUGCUAUCCACUGCUGUGGUCCGAAAAAAAGAAUUGCAGCAAAAACAAGACUCACGUUCUUCUUCUUAUUUUUUUGGGGGGUUUUUAAGUUAUGUAACACGAUGCAUACACUGGUAAUCAUAAGUUUAAAAAAAGAAAAGAAAGGAAAGUUUAAUUUUAUUUAUAAAGAAACAGUAUGUGAUGCUGAGCCCAUUGUGUCCUUUUUUAUUUUGUGUCCUUUGCUUAUUUCAGUGCUGGGACAGAUAUUUGAAUAUUCAAACACACACUGUACUAUUCCUUUUGUUUCCCAGCUGAUAAAGAGAACUGAAAUAGUUGGUUCUAUUUUGAAAGAAUAUUUCCAUCACAGAUUAUUUACACCCAAGACAGCCAGGGAUGGGAGCAAGAGUGGCAUUGCACAGCAAUUAGAUCCAUUUCUCAUUUUACAUUAAUAAGACCCUCCUGAGCUUGUUACCUGUACACUGGGGCUGAUCAAGCUUGCAUUAAAACCUGGAAUGGGUGAAACUGCUAUGCAAUAGGAGUCUUAUUUCCAUUCCUGACAGUGGCAGAUCUUAAUACCACCACCCUCAUGGGCAUAAUGAUUAGUGAUUUUUUAAAUCUAUUGUUAAUGCUGUAAUCAAAGUCUUUUAGAAUUGUUGGGAGUUGCCAGUCUGCUGGGCAGAACACUUCAGGCAAAUGAAUAAUUUGUUUCCAUGCAUCACUUUUUGUAAACGAAUGUGACCUUGGCCGCAAGGCUUGCUGGAAAAGAAUCACUGACAUCCGUCUCAAGCUGGCAUUGCAAGGAAACAGAGUCUUUUCACUCAACUCGGGUAGACUAUCCAUGGGGGUUCAGGAGGAAUGCGGGAGAGCUCGGAUUGGCGGACAAUCCCUGCUCAUGGAAAUGAGGUAUAGGAUGUGCUGGAUAAGAUCUGGCAUUCUGAUGGUCUGAGACUUCACAAGCAAGCUCUUUUUAACACUAAUACAGCUACGCUAGCCUCAGAAUCGCUGUCCUCGUUGCAUUCAGAUAUCCUUCUCAUUUUGUAUUGAGGAUUUUCUUGCACAGUUAGGGGUUCUGACCCUAACAGACACUAGGAGAAAUCAAGCGGCCCUUUCAUGAUUCGGUGUGUGUUCUUAAUUAAAAAAAAAAAAAUGAGAAAAGUUUAUUUGGUCAGUAGGUUGUCCUCUUUGCAAAAAGGUUCUGUUGGUCUCUCAAAACUAUUCAAAGCAGAAAACUAGUGACUUUCACGAUGUUUAUUUAAAAGAAUCGAUGGAAUAUGAAACUCCAGGGUUAAUGAAUUCAGAGUCGCAUCAGAAUUAAUUGGGCUACAGUGGAUGGAUAUUGAUGACACUGGAGUGUAUGGUGCCAAAUAUGGAUUCCUAGGUGCGAAGUGUCAUCCACUGGAGUGCUAGUCCAGACUGUUUUCUCCAGGGAGGGGGGCAUUUUGGACAAUGAUUGAUCUGACCUAAAUGAUUAAAAUUUAAAAUCAAUUAAAAAGGAAAAGAAAACAACAACACUGGUAAAUUUAAAAUGACAUCAUUGUAG